This is a messenger RNA of Penicillium pulvis, 1536 nucleotides long. RefSeq lists its product as uncharacterized. Gene Ontology annotation, biological process: regulation of transcription by RNA polymerase II. Gene Ontology annotation, molecular function: DNA-binding transcription factor activity, RNA polymerase II-specific. Bases 1 to 1536 code for a protein of 511 amino acids. NCBI's taxonomy places the organism in Eukaryota, Fungi, Ascomycota, Eurotiomycetes, Eurotiales, Aspergillaceae. The transcript has a single exon. The record is from RefSeq and is a predicted model, not a curated record.
AUGCGACUGGGUCCCCACGAUCUGCUCGAGUACAAUGCGAGGUACAGGGUGCUAAUCUGCCGAGAUUGCCACUACGCCAUUCAAAAAAAUGCACUGAACAGCCAUUUGCUCCGCCACAAAAUCUACCGUGAAGAAAGGCAGCGCUUGCUGUCCACCAUUAACAACCUUGACAUCGUUGAUCCGGAUGAUCUUAUCCUGCUCACCGCGGAUACAGUACGGAUUGAUGCCCUACCUGUAAUGUCUGGACAUUGCUGUUCUGUGACUGGAUGUAGACAUCUAUGUGCCAGCUCUAAACGCAUGAGGCGUCACUGGAGCGAUGCUCAUGGUGUCCAUGAAUCGAAUGAUUUUUCCUCUCUUGCACGCCCAGUCAAGCUUCAGACAUUCUUCCGCGGUACGAAACUUAGAUAUUUCGAGGUUUCGGUGACAGAAAGUAGUGCAGAGUCACAGCUUUCCAAAACCGAGAGUGGAUAUGGUAGAGAGAGCCCCAGAUUGAACGCAGCGCCAUCACCAGCACAGUCUACACUGCCAAAUUCCGAGUCUUAUCCUGCGGUGGACCUAGAAACAUUGACAUACUUUCAUCACUUUAUCACUGCAACGAAACUGUCACUUCCUGGUGGCGAUGGUUCUUUGUCGGCGUCACAAUACUGGGAGAAGGAGAUUAUUCCACUGGCUCUACAACGACGAUGGAUGAUGUGUGGAAUACUGGCAAUUUCUGCGUACCAUUUAGCCACGCUCGAUGAUGAGAUAACAGCACGAAGAAAUCACUGUGAGCGAGCGAGAAAGCUCCAUUCCGAGUUCUUUGCCGGGUUCAACAUGAUGAUCAACGAUGAUAAGAAUAUAAGGGCCACCGAGGCUUUCCAGAAAGAAAGCAAGGCAGGAAAACAAAUUGGAAGCAUCCUAAACUGCACAAGAUGGACAUUGAAUGGAUUCAGUAUGAGCCAAGAGACUACCCAGGGUACUGCCAAUCUUUCUCAGCUACAGUCUAUUCUCCGAGACAUUCGAAGUACUGUAUCUCCUGAAUCGGCAACUUCUUCAUGCAUAGAGCAGAGCAGAUUUGGGGAUUCUCAGAGAGCCUUGGAUAAGAAUGGCUCCUUAGAAAGCGAGUAUUCAAGGACUAUGCUGCUCAAUCAUAUUGAUAUGCUUCCGUAUCGCAUGGCAGAAAUAUUCGGAAAACCAGAUCACGAGCAAGAUGCCCCCGCCGUUUUACUUGCCAUUGGGACAUUGCACAAAUGCUAUAUUAGCAGUCUUGAAUCUGAUGGGUUGUCAGGAGCGUGGCAGUGUAUGGCCGCGUGGCUGAUCAAGACACCAGAUUAUUUCAACCGCAUGGUCUCGCACCAAAAUUCAGCCGCACUUGUUGUGUUAGCCUACUGGGCCGCCAUUCUGGUUAGACAAGCCGAAACCCGUGGGAAUUGGUUUGUACAUGGUCUCUCUAGGACAGUAUUGUUACAAAUUCGAGCGCAUCUUUCUACAGAUGAUGCGGCUCAAGCUUUAGUUCAAGAGGUGAAGGAGUGGGCUGGAUCUCCGCUUAGAAGCUAG